Molecule: messenger RNA, 1057 nt
Organism: Oryza brachyantha (malo sina)
Lineage: Eukaryota; Viridiplantae; Streptophyta; Magnoliopsida; Poales; Poaceae
Product: tropinone reductase homolog At5g06060-like
Exons: 5
Coding region: 85-900 (271 amino acids)
Molecular function (GO): oxidoreductase activity
Source: RefSeq, a predicted model, not a curated record
GGAUGCACACGUCGUCGUUCUGCCGUGUUGCGAAACAGAAGAUAAAGCAGAGGGGACAAACCGCGACCGGCGGGAGGCUCGGAGAUGGCCGCGGCGGCGGAGGCGUCGGCGAAGGUGAGGACGCCGGGGAGGUGGUCUCUCCAAGGGAAGACGGCGCUCAUCACCGGUGGCACCCGUGGAAUCGGGCGUGCGGUGGUGGAGGAGCUGGCAGCGUUGGGGGCCAUCGUGCACACAUGCUCCCGGAAGGAGGCGGAGCUGGGGGAGCGCCUCAGGGAGUGGGAGGCCCGGGGAUUCCGCGUCACCACCUCCGUCUGCGAUCUCUCCGUGAGGGACCAGCGUGAGCGCCUCCUCCGCCAGGUCGCCGACCUCUUCGGCGGCAAGCUCGAUAUCCUCGUAAACAAUGUGGGGACAAACAUAAGGAAACCAACUACUGAAUUUUCUGCAGAGGAAUAUUCUUUUAUGAUGGCAACUAAUCUUGAAUCUGCAUAUCAUCUGUGCCAACUUUCACAUCCUCUUCUGAAAGCAUCUGGGUCCGGGAAUAUUGUUUUCAUCUCAUCAGUCUGUGGAUUGGUAGCCGUUUUUAGUGGUUCUCUCUAUGCUAUGACAAAAGGUGCAAUCAACCAAUUAACCAAGAACCUAGCAUGCGAAUGGGCGAGAGACAAUAUACGAACCAAUUCUGUUGCCCCGUGGUACAUCAGGACUUCACUUACACAAGGACUUUUGGCAAAUAAGGAAUUUGAAGAUACUGUCGUGAACCGAACUCCACUUAAGCGUGUUGGAGAACCAGAAGAAGUAUCAUCGCUGGUUGCUUUUCUUUGCAUGCCUGGUUCCAGUUACAUUACUGGCCAGACUAUCUCGGUUGAUGGAGGUAUGACCGUCAAUGGGCUCUAUCCAAACUAAGGACUAAUUGACUGUCAAGAUGACAAUUUCCCGCUGUCCAGAAACGACCAGUCUGUUUUUUCAUGGACUUCGCAACUAGAACAAAUGUUCUGUAAACUGACCUCAACAUGAAUAUAUAUGUUUCUCGUCUGAUUUGAAGAAAUCGUCGAGUCGUCCA